AUGGACAUGGAUGAGUUAGCGGGUCAAGCUGACGAUUUGGAGGGUGCACUUACUGACGACUUUGUCCAAUUACCGCCUUUGUCAACCAGGGGAACAGACUCUGAACCCGACUUGACCUUGAGUAACGAGGGAUUAGAGGGGGAAGAGAGUGGAAGUGAUGGUGAGUACAAACCUGCACAUGAAGAAGGGGGCACGAAGGACGCAGGGCGAAAGGAGUCCAAGUUCGCGGAGGUGGAAGAAGAUGAAGACGAGGGCAAACUCUUUCAAGAGUUCCUCGCUCUGCGUAGGAAAGGGGAGAAGAAGAAGAAGGCUGCUGUAAAGAAACCUGAACGGGGCGCUCUUCGUGCACAAAUCAAACAGCUGAGGGACGAGCCCACCCCUGCCCCGCUAAGUGCAAAACGGAAGACUCUGGCCAUCGACGUUGAUGAAAGUCCAAAAAAAGGGAAGCGCUCAAAGCCCGCAGAGAUGGGCGGCCUCAAGUCUAACUGGAAGAAACUCGUCAGCGUUGAUAAGCGUCCCCCGCUGCCCAACAAACGUGAAUCUUCACCCGACGUAACUGAAGAUUUGGACAACGAACUCAAGGGUGAGUUUGCGCAGGACGAGACCGACACUAACCUCGCAUCUGCUCGCAAAUCGAAGACCAUGGAGGCUGCUGUGAAGAAAACUCUCUCAAUGGGGACUGCUAAGAUGGGGAUCACCCUGCAAGCCAAGGUGGAGCCCAUGGACACUUCACUUCCAGUCAAAAGUGAAAAACAACUAAAAUCGACUUAUGUGAACGGCGACCUUCCCUUCGAAAACCAUCGCCGUGACCUCAAGGACUGGCAGCACAAGUUCAUCCCCGGGUUGUGCGACUGGGCAGGGACCAUCGAUCAACCCUUCACGGCCAAUGCUCACCCUGAUUUCGCUAACGUUGUCGGAAGACUUUGGGCUAGCUACUUUCCCACUACAGGGGUGGCUACUGAUGCUGUCCAUUUUAUGGUGCACUUUUCUACUCUCGCGACCUUCAACUUCAUUGCUGACUUCUUUUGUAUACAUCUUAAUCAGGUGUGGUCCGCACUGAAGAAUUGGAGGAGCGAUAUUGGCAAGCGUGUGCUUGCAUACCUCAAGAACCUUUUCACAAAUAAGCCGUUCAACAACGAUGCAGUCAAAAUUCAAGAAUACGUGGCCGCUAAUCUACUCAAAGUAACCUUUAUAUACCAUGAUCAAAAGACGCGUUCGCUUCCCAUCUUCGAUAUGUCAUGCAGAUCGCCUCAACCCAUGGAGAUCAAACGGGUGGAACGCGGCUUGACACUGUGGAAGAACGGAAAGGAACCAUCAGCCACUGAUGCCACCAAGAAGAAUUUCGUCGUCAACCCCUGGGCUGAACACGCAUUCGGAUAUCUUCCGAAGAUCAAGGAGCUGUCAGCGAAGAAGUGGGAAGCAAUUGUUCGACUGGCCGCCCCCUUCAUCAAGAGCCCAGACCUCAUCGAUCUUACAGAGGAGAGCCUCGUCAAGAAUGACAUGCGGGCGGAUAUUCAGCUCUCCCCUGAUGAAGAUUCAGAGGAUGAUUGA
Laccaria bicolor S238N-H82 is the source of this 1551-nucleotide messenger RNA. RefSeq lists its product as uncharacterized. The transcript is spliced from 6 exons. The record is from RefSeq and is a predicted model, not a curated record. Bases 1 to 1551 code for a protein of 516 amino acids. NCBI's taxonomy places the organism in Eukaryota, Fungi, Basidiomycota, Agaricomycetes, Agaricales, Hydnangiaceae.